AUGAAUACCUCUAAUUUAACUUACAGAUAGCAACAGCAUAAUGUGCCAAAACUCAUUAAAAUAGACCCUUUCAAAUAAGAUGAUGAGGCUGUCAAUGAUGAAGAGUUUGAUAAUAAUUAUGUAUCAAGCAUAGUAAUUGAGAGAGAAGCCCCGUUGCCUACUUACUUCUCAAACUAAAGAGACUCAAAGAAGUAUAAAGCAGAGAAGGAUGUCAAAGUUUCUUUUCUAGAGGAUAAUGAUUCAACAUAUUGGGAAAGAUCAUCUUAGCUUGAUGAGUGUAAAUUUUAGUUUCAGAUAAAUACUAUGGGGCUUAUGAGUUAAAGAGUUAGAUGGUUGAAACAAUAGAGGGGGCUGUCGUUUGAGUUGUUCGCAAAUGUAAAGUCAUACUAACAGCAACAGUAAUAAUAAUAGUCAGAGUAUUAUCAUUUCCACAAAAACUCUCAAGAAUCGCAGUAAUUUGGAGGAAGAGAAUUAAAGGUAUUAAAUGAUUCAACACAGAUGACCAACAUGAAAAGUAAAACAUCGGGAAAUAUCCUUGUAUAGUGCAAGAGUUGCGAUCAAAGCAAAGUGCCGUUAACGGAUGAAAAUAUUCGUAAUUCAUAAUAAACAACUAGUAGAUCAACUGCGAUUGAAAAUAGUAUUAUUAACGACUAGAUAUGUGAUGACUGCUUUAGAUAAAAUAAGCUUAAUAGUAUUGGCAGUUCCCGCAGGAAAUGUAAAAGAACUCGUGUUUCUAUCAUAAAACUAGUAAAUAAGCCAGGGAUAUCUCCUACUAACUAAAAGGUUGAGAUUAAUCAAGUCGCCAAAAAAGAAUGCUUUGAAGAUCCUGAACCCAAAGCUCCCAUUAGUAGCUUCUGCUCAGAAUCCACAGAAUUUAAUGAGUAUGUGCAUUACUAUCCAGAGGACUCAUCUAUAGAAAUUGUAUAAGUAACGGAAGAAGAUAAAGAACCAAUAGUAAAUGAAAUUGAGCAAGUUAUUAGUUAAUCAGAGGAGAAUAAAUUGCAUGCAAUUCUUAAGCGAAAUCUGGGAUAAUUAUCGCCCUAAUCAGAGUUUAAGAAAAAUGACAGAAUAUAUGAUAUAAUAAACUAGGUACAAAUCUAGGGAUCGAUAUUAGAUAGACUUAAAAAAAGCGAUGGGGAGAAGGACAGUGCAAAUGUAAGUUUGACUUCUUCGUAGUAGAGCAUUUCAUUCAAUCAAAAUGAAGCCUUUGUGAAACUUUUUAAGGACAUAAAGCUAAAACUGAGUUUGAGAUAUUCAUCUACACUUCAACUUACUGCAAUUUCUAUUAUAGGAUAUAUAAUAUCGAGCGAUGUUCAUGCUUUAAUGCUAGACAAGCUUAGAAGUCUUGCUUAUCAUGUGCAUCAAAAUAUGAUCGUUAUCAUUCAAUUUAUCCUUGAUAGAUUCAACCAAGAAUAGGUCUCUUAAAAUGUUUGGUUGAUUAAGCUGUAAAAAUUACUUUCAGAAAGUCCAAUAUCAUUGCAACUAUAAAGAAGUAGAGAUCGGAUUGUUAUGAUAUCGGAUAAUAAUAUGAUCAUCAAGACUCUGCUUGAUUGCAUUCUUUAAAAGUCUUUCUAGGAUAGACAUAAUAUUUAGAAUAAGGAAAAUUAUGAUAUUUUUAUGAACCCUAUCUUCGAUGCUUCCUUUGAAGUUCUCAAUAAGAUAGAUUUUUUGAACUUUAAAUAGUGCAAAAACAUUAUUGGUAAGAGCUUGCGAUCAGAUUUUUCUGAAAUUGAAAUGAAGAUAGAACAAGAAGCUUUAAACAGGUCGAAUAAUGUUUAGACAGCUAAUGAUUACCGAGUAAGAGUGGAUGAUGAUCUUCCUCUUGUAGAAGCACCUUACCUCAAAGUACCAGUCCUAAAUAAAAAGUAUACUUUAGUAUUGGAUAUGGAUGAAACGCUCAUUCAUUGUCACGAAGUAUCUGAGACAGAAGUGGAGUUAAGAGUGAGACCAGGAGCCGAAGAAUUUUUGAAAAACAUGUCUAAAUACUACGAAAUCAUUAUUUUCACAAAUGCUUAGCAGGAUUAUGCUGACUGGGCAUUAUCGCAUCUAGACACCAAAAGUUGUAUUGACUAAAGAUUUUACAGACAACAUGCUGUGCCUUUAUCUACUGAGGAAAAUUGCCAGUAAGCAUUUUAUGUCAAAGAUAUCAGCAGAAUUGGAAGAGAUAUUAGCAAAAUGAUAAUAGUGGAUAACAUAGCAGAAAAUUACAGACUCCAACCAGAAAAUGGUAUUUUUAUAAAGACAUGGGAAGAAGAUCCUUAUGAUUCAGCUCUGCAUGAAUUGGGCCCUCUCUUAGAGGCCAUUGCUUAAUCAAACUUUAGCGAUGUACGAGAUGCAUUAAGAAUAUUCAGGGACUAUAUGAUGAAAUAGCUUGCUAGUGGAAAUCCUAAUCCAACCUAAGGAAUAUCUCAAAAACUAAAAGAAAUCUUCAAUAAGCAAAAUAGAAUAUUAGAAAAAGAAAAUAGUUCUGGUAUUCAUCAUAAAUGA
Molecule: messenger RNA, 2487 nt
Organism: Stylonychia lemnae
Lineage: Eukaryota; Ciliophora; Spirotrichea; Sporadotrichida; Oxytrichidae
Source: the annotation of a GenBank genome assembly